AUGACGAGGGAACCGCAUAUCCGAUUGGCUCGUAAAGAAGACGUGGCUACCAUUCUCUCAUUCAUCAAGGCAGGGUCUGUCGACCAGAGCCCCAACACGGAGAUUGCAGCGACUGAGUCUCGCCUGUUGGCGACUCUCCAUUUUGAAGAUGAAGAAACAGUCACACCAACGACUUCACCAAAGUUUGGUUGGCCACUCAUAAUUUAUUCUCCGGAAAAUAAACCAUCUGGCCUUGCGAUUUACUACCACAACUACUCGACAUGGGCAGCUGCGCCCGGAAUAUGCCUAGAGGAGCUCUAUGUGGUCCCCGAGUAUCGGUCCCAUGGUUACGCUAAAUUGCUAAUAGAAACAAUCGCUCAGAAAGCACAAGACACGGGCUGCAUCAAACUGGAUUGGCUCUGCUUACGGGAUAAUCAACGGGCUUUGCGCUUCUAUGAGAAGGUUGGGGCCAAGACAAUGGAAAACUGGGUGGCUCUCAAGGUUGAUGAGCAGACCAUGGCGGACCUCGCACGAAGGACACUCACCAACGAUUAG
Messenger RNA from Pochonia chlamydosporia 170, 534 nucleotides. RefSeq names its product acetyltransferase. Lineage: Eukaryota; Fungi; Ascomycota; Sordariomycetes; Hypocreales; Clavicipitaceae. Gene Ontology annotation, biological process: protein acetylation. Gene Ontology annotation, molecular function: N-acetyltransferase activity. The coding region runs from base 1 to 534 and encodes 177 amino acids. The record is from RefSeq and is a predicted model, not a curated record. The transcript is spliced from 2 exons.